AUGACAGUGUUGAAUGUAUUGAUGCUGGUCGCUCACAUCCAGCAAAGUCAUGCUCUGGAAGACAAUGCAGCUUUUGCUCGGAUCAUUCCAAACAGACUGCAGGUCUUUGACUACAGCUCCAUCUCUUUUAAUUGUGAGGGUUACACCAUGGAUGAAUGGAGCGUGGUGAGGAAGAUAAAGGGAGAAGUCAGUCCGUGUGUCAGUAACUGGGUGACGACAGCAUAUGUCUGUGCCAUCAAACCAGCUUAUCCAACAGACAGCGGAGAGUACUGGUGUGAGGCUGGAGAAGGAGAGAGAAGCAACACUGUCAACAUCACUAUCACUGCUGGGUCUGUGAUCCUGGAGAGUCCUGUUCUUCCUGUGAUGGAGGGAGAUGGUGCCACUCUGCGCUGCAGAAGUAAAAAGACCUCUGCUGCCCACAUAGCUGAUUUCUAUAAAGAUGGCCUCUUUUUUGGCACCAGCUCCAUUGGAGAGAUGACCGUCCAAAGUGUUUCAAAAUCUAAUGAAGGACUCUACAAGUGCAGCAUCUCUGACUUUGGAGAAUCACCAGAGAGCUGGCUCGCUGUCAGAGCACGUCACAUCGAAACUCAGUGCUCUUCCUCAGACGACACCUCAGAUCACUCCUGUCAUAUUUACCUCGUCUUAAGGACUGUGUUCACCAUCGUGAUUGUGGCUCUGCUGCUGCUGCUGGUGGGACUACUUCACUAUGGGAAACUCAAAGUUACAUAA
Thunnus maccoyii (southern bluefin tuna) is the source of this 729-nucleotide messenger RNA. RefSeq names its product low affinity immunoglobulin gamma Fc region receptor II-a-like. The transcript has 5 exons. The coding region runs from base 1 to 729 and encodes 242 amino acids. Gene Ontology annotation, molecular function: transmembrane signaling receptor activity. The record is from RefSeq and is a predicted model, not a curated record. Gene Ontology annotation, biological process: cell surface receptor signaling pathway. NCBI's taxonomy places the organism in Eukaryota, Metazoa, Chordata, Actinopteri, Scombriformes, Scombridae.